AUGGCAACUGCGGGAAAGAUAGAUGUAGCUCCUCUUGCUCCGUUUGAUCCGAUAUCAGAACCGACAUCCUUAAGUCAACGAUGGAAAGUUUGGAAACGCAGAUUCGAAACGUAUUUAGUCGCGGUAAAUGUGAAAGAUAAUGCCCAGAAACGAGCAUUGUUACUUUAUCAAGCCGGUGAGGCAACACAGGAAAUCUUCGAUACACUUUCAGAGACAGGAGAGGACAAUGAUUACAAGACUGCAAUUGAGAAAUUGGACGAAUAUUUUUCCCCGAAGAAAAAUGUGGAUUACGAGAUAUUUCAAUUCCGUCAAGCAAAGCAAAACGCCGAUGAACCAACAGACCAAUUUGCAACACGACUUCGCAAACUAGCAGCUCACUGUGAAUUCCACGAUGUAGACCAUGAAAUAAAAUCGGCUAUUAUUCAAAAUUGUCGAUCUAAACAUCUCAGGCGGUAUGCCUUACGGCAAGAUAAAGUGACUCUCACCGAGUUGUUAUCGAAAGCUAGAACAUUGGAAAAUAGCGAACAGCAAGCCAAGGGCAUUGAAGAACGUUUAGCAUCGACUAAUCUUCAAGACGAAGAAGCAAAUUUUGUAAAUCCCCCAAGAUCUAAUGGACAACAGCGACGACAACAGU
This is a messenger RNA of Paramuricea clavata, 634 nucleotides long. Lineage: Eukaryota; Metazoa; Cnidaria; Anthozoa; Malacalcyonacea; Plexauridae. The record is from the annotation of a GenBank genome assembly.